This is a messenger RNA of Hemibagrus wyckioides, 3847 nucleotides long. RefSeq names its product protocadherin-20 (gene pcdh20). Bases 130 to 2787 code for a protein of 885 amino acids. Gene Ontology annotation, molecular function: calcium ion binding. Gene Ontology annotation, biological process: homophilic cell-cell adhesion. The transcript is spliced from 2 exons. Gene Ontology annotation, cellular component: plasma membrane. Lineage: Eukaryota; Metazoa; Chordata; Actinopteri; Siluriformes; Bagridae. The record is from RefSeq and is a predicted model, not a curated record.
UGAAUGGCCGGAGCGGCUCAGACGCGCAUGAAGCGCUGAAGGUGACGGAUCUCCGCCGCGCUCAACAUGCGCCACGGCGCUGCCGCGUAAAACAAGAAUCCCUCUGGACUAAACCUCUGUCCGGGAAACAUGUGCAACAUACGGAGAGGCUCCUGCCUUGUUAGAGGUGGAAAGUUCUGGGGUUUUUGGAUUCUCCUGCUGUACACAAGUCCUCUACCCUGUUUCUCAAAAUUCAGCCAUCUUGUCUAUAAGAUAAAGGAAGGCUUACCCAAGGGGAUUCUCAUCGGGUCCAUUGGAGAAGAUUUAAGGUUGGAUUUGUCCGUCGACCCCCCUCGUUUGUUCCAUCUGGAGUUAAGGCAAAGUGGCUCUCAGUAUGUUAAUCUAAGCGAAACCACCGGGAAGCUCUACACUUCUGCUUUGGAGAUUGACCGAGAGACUCUCUGUUCAGAUUCGCAUGAGGGUCAAGGAUGCACGAUCUCUCUGGACGUGAUGAUUCUGCCACAGCAGUACUUCCAGCUGGUUAAGAUCAAAAUCAUUAUUGAAGAUGUUAAUGACAACAAGCCACAUUUCCCAGUGGAUGAGAUCAGGGUUUCCGUGCCGGAAAAUGCACCGGUCAAUGCUCGGUUUGUGGUAGAGCAAUCUGCUGUAGACCCUGAUAUAGGCAUUUAUGGAGUUCAGACUUACUGGCUGGCGAAUGACUUUGGAGUUUUCACACUGGAUGUUGAGCAAAAUGAAGGGGGCGAGUUGACGCCUUUCCUGAUCAUUACUGGGCCGCUGGACAGGGAAACGAAAGCGGAAUAUUUAACUGAAUUCAUUGCUGAGGACGGAGGCUCUCCGCCAUUUUUGGGCAUUUCCACUCUUAGAAUUAUUAUCACAGAUGUAAAUGACAACUGCCCCAAAUUCAGUGAGACUCAGGUGAAUGUGACACUUUCUGAAAACACCACAAAGGGCUCACAGUUGGCUCGUCUCUAUGCCUUUGACCCAGAUCAGGGUACCAAUGCUCAGAUUACUUACGCGUUCAGUAAACGGGUCACCCGAGAAACUAGGAACCUGUUUCAUUUGGAUGAAACCACAGGAGUCAUCUCCCUAGCUGGAAAGAUUGAUUCUGACACUGGAAAGUUGUACAAGCUGGUUGUUCUGGCGAACGGGCCGGCUUGCAUACCCGAUGUCGCUACAGUCACUGUGAAGGUUGUUAAACGGGUUUCGGGACCACCAGCUGUCAUACCCCGCUACAUUGCUUCAGAGAAAGACGGUGUGGUUUCUCUGAGUGAAUCAGAGCCGCCCUUCACACCAAUUGCUUUCUUUACCAUUAAGAAUGCAGACCCAAGGAAAAAGGUGACAUGCUUUUUACAAGGGUCCGGACCCUUCAGGCUCUUGCCCUAUAAAACUUUGAAAAAUGAGUACUUGCUGGAGACUACUGAUCUGUUGGAUUAUGAAGAGCAGAAAUAUUAUGAACUUACUGUGGUGGUCAGAAACACUGAUGGUAUAGGUGUUGAUACACAGGUGAAAGUGCAGAUGCUGGAUGAUAAUGAUAAUGCACCCAUAUUUAAGCAGUCAGUUAUUGAUAUCAAGAUCGAGGAGAACAACGCUCCAGAAACAUUUCUCGCUAAACUCCAGGCUACUGAUGAGGACAGCGGUAACAGGGGUGAGGUACUCUAUCUUCUUGGCUCAGAUGCUCCCCCAAUCUUCCACCUUGAUCGGUUGACUGGGGUCUUGACCGUGACCACAUCUCUUGACAGAGAGGAGAAAGAGACUUACCGGUUUAUAGUCCGAGCAGUCGAUUGUGGCACGCCAAGGAAGGAGUCAAUUGCCACAGUUUCAAUCACCGUAUUGGAUCGCAACGACAAUAGUCCUCGUUUCAUCAACAAAGAUUUCACUUUCUUCGUCCCAGAAAACUUCCCAGGGUUUGGAGAGAUUGGAGUGCUGUCAGUCACAGAUGCAGAUGCUGGGGAAAAUGGCUGGGUGGCCCUAUCAAUCAUCAAUGGAAGUGAUAUAUUUGUCAUUGAUACAGGACGAGGGGCAUUGAGAGCAAAGACCCCACUGGACAGGGAGCAGCAAGGAACGUACUAUCUCUGGAUUGAAGCUGUAGACGGGGGUAAGCCUUCGCUCUCUUCAGUCACCAUGGUUACUGUUUUGCUCCUGGAUGUCAACGACAACCCACCAGUGGUGCUGUUUCCCCAGUCCAACCAGUCCUACUUGCUGGUUCUUCCCAAUACGCUCCCAGGAACAUCCAUCACAGAGGUCUAUGCUGUGGACAGGGACACUGGCAUGAACGCUGUCAUUGCUUACAGCAUCAUCAAGCGAAAGGGUGGUGAACCAGGCUCAUUUGACAUCGACCCAAAUACAGGAAACAUCACCCUCAGGAAAGUCUUGAGUGACCGGGGUUUGUACAGCCUGCUGGUCAAGGUCAGUGACCAUGGCCAACCUGAACCGCUGCACUCCACUGUUCUGGUCAACUUGUUUGUCAAUGAGACCAUCAGCAACGAGACAUACAUUCAGAGCCUCCUGACCCGAGAGGCAGAUAUCGGGAUUGAGGAGGUCAGACCACCAAACAGGCUUGCCCAGGGGCCAGAGUAUAACGACCUCUUCCCCUGCAAGCUACUGCUCAUUUCCCUUAGCAUCACAUGUCUGGGGCUUCUUUUUAUAGUGGUGUCACUGACUACAUACAUAUGCUGCAAGAGGCAAAAAAAUCACAAAAAGAAGAGACUGGAAGUAGAGAUCCCUUUAAAAAUGAACAGUGACAGGCAAGCCAUGGACAGGAAGCUGAUGGAAAUUUCCAACAUAUGACCAUGGCCCCCCCUCCAUAAACUGUCUACAAAUUUAAAAUGUGCAGCUUCUCCAGACAAACAAAUGGAGUACAAACUGAGAAAAUUGUAUAUAUUGUAUAUUUGAUGUUUUGUAAUUUUAUGACAAAAAGGCAAAAUUUAUUUAAAAAAGGUUACAUCAGAAGUGUGUCUAGUUUUGCAAACCCCCAUUUUCGCAAAUGCUUGACGAUAAGAUGCUGUAAUUUAUUACACCUUACUAAGUAGUGCCCUCAGCAACGUGUCAAACUGCCCCUUUUUUGUUUAGCCACUUAUGGUUCAAAUCACUUUCUAUCCUCCCAGUUGUGUUUUCUGAAUACUGAAUAUAAGACAUAUCACUGCACAGUGAUGAGCAGAAAUCCUUACCACACUGAAUUUAUUAGUGAAUACAUUUCAUGCAUUUUAUGUGGGUUAAAGGACAUAUCUAUCAGGCUAGACUCCUGUGCACUAGCCUUUUAGGGCUAGUCCACUGAACACCUGGAUUUACAAGGUCAGGUUGAAUUUCCUAGAUUCCCUAUCCUUCUCUACCAAAAAAUGAAAUGUCUACGUUUACAUGCAGCGUAUUAAUGUGACAAAGAUUCAAUCAAUUGAGGUCAAUCUGGAUGAAAUUUCUAUCUGAUUAACAUCUAUAGAAAAUGUAGAUGUGUAAAUUUAAUUGAUUUAAAGAGUGCAUAUGUGUCCUACUGAAUAACAACAAAUCGUAAAAGAUUAAAAAAAAAAAAAAAACGAAUGAGGUUGAAUGUUAAAACCAAACAAAGGCGAAGCUUCUUGUUCAUUCAACUUCUUCUCGUCGUCGCUGUUCUAAUAUCGUGAAAUGCCACUCCUUGGAAUGCACACAAAUUUGGUUGGACUUCCAUGUAAAUGGAUAUUUUCAGUAGACAUUUGCCAAAGCGUAGAACUACACUCUGCAUUUGGAAAAAGACUUCAUUCAGAUUGACGAGAAAUCAUUGCAUGUGAACAUAGCCAGCGAUUCAUUCUGAGACCUCACGACCUUGUGGUGUGUAAGUAAAGUGUACAUGCAUAUUAAAGUGCUUUAUUUUCUUACC